AUGGCGGCGGCUGCGAGUGGCUUCGCCGCCCCUCUUCCGUGGCCGAACAACGCAGAGCGAACCACCGCGGCCAAGUCCUGUUCGCAUUUCCAAAUCGGACCAUCUCGAAUCAGAGCGCCUGCUCUGAAGACCAGGUGUGAAAUCGCUUCUCAGAAUUCGGUUCAGGCCGUCACGAUCGGCUCCAGAUCUUCAUCGGCUCUCGAGCUGCUCAAGACCUCCUCCGCUGACAGAUAUACUAAGGAAAAGAGCAGCAUUGCAGUAAUAGGACUAAAUGUUCACACAGCUCCAGUUGAAAUACGUGAGAAACUUGCCAUUCCUGAAGCUCAGUGGUCGCAGGCCAUUGGAGAGCUCUGUGCUUUGAACCAUAUAGAAGAAGCUGCUGUUCUUAGUACUUGCAACCGUAUGGAAAUAUAUGUUGUGGCACUCUCCCAGAAUCGCGGAGUUAAGGAAGUCACUGAAUGGAUGUCAAAGUUAAGUGGUGUUCCUGUGUCCGAGCUUUCUAAGCACCGAUUCCUGCUGUUCAACAAGGAUGCUACUCAGCAUUUAUUUGAAGUAGCUGCUGGGCUUGAUUCUCUUGUCCUCGGGGAAGGCCAAAUCCUAGCUCAGGUUAAACAUGUUGUGAAAGUUGGACAGGGAGUACCUGGCUUUGAUAGGAAAAUCAGUGGGCUGUUUAAACAUGCAAUCACUGUUGGUAAACGGGUUAGAACAGAGACCAGAAUUGCCUCGGGGUCAGUUUCUGUCAGUUCAGCUGCUGUGGAGCUAGCUCUAAUGAAGCUUCCUGAACCUUCCUACGCUAUGGCUAGAGUUUUGGUGAUUGGUGCAGGUAAGAUGGGAAAGCUUGUGAUUAAACACUUGGUUGCUAAAGGGUGUAGAGAUAUGGUGGUUGUUAAUAGGAGUGAAGAGAGAGUUGCCGCCAUACGUGAAGAGUUCAAGGAUGUUGAAAUAAUAUACAAACCCCUUUCAGAUAUGCAAGCAAGUGCCAGUGAAGCUGAUGUCAUCUUCACUUGCACUGCAUCAGAAACCUCACUAUUCUUAAAAGAACAUGUACAGAUGCUUCCCUCCGUGAGUCCAGAACUUGGAAAACGGCUUUUUGUUGAUAUCUCUGUCCCUAGGAAUGUAGCACCAUGUGUCUCAGAUCUUGCGACUGCAAGUGUAUAUAAUGUGGAUGACCUCAAAGAGGUUGUGGCAGCCAACAAGGAAGAUAGGCUUCAGAAGGCUAUGGAAGCUUUGACAAUUAUCACUGAGGAGUUGAAUAAAUUUGAAGCUUGGAAGGAUUCUCUUGAGACUGUUCCUACCAUCAAGAAGUUUAGAGCUUAUGCUGAGAGGAUUAGGGCUUCCGAGGUUGACAAGUGUUUGUCAAAAAUGGGAGGUGAUAUUUCAAAAAAGCAACAAAAAGCAAUUUACGACCUUAGCAUGGGAAUAGUGAACAAACUUCUUCAUGGUCCAAUGCAACACCUCAGGUGUGACGGAAGCGAGAAUCGUCCUUUGAAUGAGAUAUUAGAGAAUAUGAAUGCUAUAAACAGAAUGUUUGAUCUCGAGACAGAUAUAUCAAUGUUGGAAGAAAAGAUUCGAGCCAAGAUGGAACGAUCCCAGAAGUAAUGGCUAUGUAGCUGGCAUUUUUUCUUUCUCCAGUUGCAAGUUCAUUGGAACUUCGGCUAUUGAUCAUGAUACACAAGUAUAUAGAUUGAGGCUGUACUAUUCAUUCAUUGAUACAAUUUUGGGACAAUAAAUCUCUCUCCCAUACAUAGCAACAGAUACUUCGCCUGAAGGCAACAAGCCAAAGUCUUGAGGUAUAACUUGAUGCUUAAUAUUUACAUAUAACAGAGAUUAGUCCUUCAGUUCAUUCUUGUGGUUUAACAUUUAAUUCAAGGUGAGUGCAACUGUUGACAGUUUACUUUAUGUCCAUCGUUUAUUUUUAUUUUAAUUGUA
Molecule: messenger RNA, 1929 nt
Organism: Fragaria vesca subsp. vesca
Lineage: Eukaryota; Viridiplantae; Streptophyta; Magnoliopsida; Rosales; Rosaceae
Product: glutamyl-tRNA reductase 1, chloroplastic-like
Exons: 3
Coding region: 1-1599 (532 amino acids)
Biological process (GO): tetrapyrrole biosynthetic process
Molecular function (GO): glutamyl-tRNA reductase (NADP+) activity; NADP binding
Source: RefSeq, a predicted model, not a curated record